This is a messenger RNA of Aplysia californica (California sea hare), 1507 nucleotides long. RefSeq names its product G-protein coupled receptor GRL101-like. Gene Ontology annotation, cellular component: membrane. NCBI's taxonomy places the organism in Eukaryota, Metazoa, Mollusca, Gastropoda, Aplysiida, Aplysiidae. The transcript is spliced from 2 exons. Bases 110 to 1507 code for a protein of 465 amino acids. Gene Ontology annotation, biological process: G protein-coupled receptor signaling pathway. The record is from RefSeq and is a predicted model, not a curated record. Gene Ontology annotation, molecular function: protein-hormone receptor activity; G protein-coupled receptor activity.
CAUUUCUUCUUGCAACAUAGCGAUCCCGGCGUUUAAAAAUUGCUUUGAACCCAAUCUGGGAAAUGUAUUUACUUUAGACUUAAGUCAUAACGCACUCGAAAAUGCACACAUGAACGAAUUUAUGGCAUCCCUUAGAGAAAUCCAAUUCUUAAACUUAUCUCACAAUCCGUAUUUAACUGUAGCUAGGAUCCCUCGUUUUUUGAAAGUAUUGGUGGAAAUAGAUUUGUCAUUUACAAGUGUCCAUACUGUGGAGAUAGCUCCUCUCCUUCACUUAAGUAUUUUCAACCUAAGAGGCACUAACGUGUCUAAUCUUCGUCCACGGUUAUUUCCAAAUGGCAUGUCUAUUGGCACUCUAGACCUUAGAUUAAUCCCGAACAUUGCUUUCUCUUUGGAAAGUUUUUCUGGAGUCAAUAUCACGACCCUCCUGGCAGACACGUACAAACUGUGCUGUCCAAAACUCCAUCGCUGGCUAAAAAGUUGCCAGGCGCCGAUGGAUCCCUUCUCGUCUUGCUCAGACUUGGUUGGCGGUUUGUACAUGCGCGUCUUGUUGUGGGUCAUCGGUGCCACUGCAUUCCUGGGGAACCUCGUUGUCUUUAUUAGCCGCCUUCGCCAUCAGAGGUCACCAGUGAGAAUGGCGUACUGGUAUUUUGUAGCUCACCUGCAUAUUGCUGAUUUUUUCAUGGGAAUUUACCUUUUGAUUAUUGCCUCAGCUGACAUUUACUACAGAAAUGAUUACUUUUUGCAUGAAGCUGGUUGGAAACACGGCCCCGUGUGUAAACUUGCAGGAUUUUUGUCCACUGCGUCCAGUGAAAUUUCAAUGUUCUUUAUUUUGCUCAUUACUUUGGACAGAUUCCUGGUUAUCAAAUUUCCUUUUGGCCAAUACCGAAUAUCUGGCAGAUAUAUUCAUGUGCUCAGUGCUCUGGCCUGGCUGCUCGGUCUGUCUAUUGCCAUGUUGCCCUUUUUGCCACCAUUCCAACACUGGCACGCGUAUAAUUUCGACGGCGUCUGUCUCGGUUUGCCUCUUGGCGACAGUUCUGUCCCAGGCUUCCAGUUCUCUCUGGCUAUCUUUGUCUUUCUCAACCUGUUCCUCUUCCUGCUCAUCGCCGUCGGCCAGCUGGUCAUCUACAGGGCGUUAGUCGAGGUGAGGAAGAGCGUGGCCAACCAAACGAGCAGCUCCGCCAUGAGACGAGCUCAGGACGUGGAAAUAUCCAGGAGACUUUUCCUCGUGGCUGCCACAGACUUUGCCUGCUGGUUUCCUGUAGGAAUUAUGGGCCUGAUCUCCAUGGCAGGACAUCAGCUGGGAUACCAGUUCUACGUAUGGUCGGCGAUUCUCAUAGUGCCCAUUAAUUCGGCCAUCAAUCCAUUCAUGUAUAAUCUUGUUUAUAUAAUAGACACUGGUACCGGAGUCAAACUGAAGGACCUCAAGCAGCAAGGGGCCAAAGGAACGAUUAUGUUGAGCCCUCUUGAAAUAUUGCAAAUGUCCGUCCUGACAAUCUCCAUACACUAA